Molecule: messenger RNA, 1008 nt
Organism: Magnolia sinica
Lineage: Eukaryota; Viridiplantae; Streptophyta; Magnoliopsida; Magnoliales; Magnoliaceae
Product: cysteine-rich repeat secretory protein 38-like
Exons: 1
Coding region: 68-928 (286 amino acids)
Source: RefSeq, a predicted model, not a curated record
GGAGAAACCUCAACGCUUCUUAUAAAGCUCUUAUCAAUCCCCACACCUCAAUGCACUUCUCUCCAAAAUGCAUUUUCUUGUAUCAAAAUCCUUCCAUUUACUUCUAAUUUCUUCCCUACUACUUCUUUCUCAAGAUCCCAUCACAGCCGUAGAUCCACUGUUCACCGUCUGUCCAUCCGAUGCUUCAAAUUACACUUCCGGGAGCCAAUUCGAAACCAAUCUCAACCGUCUACUCCCUUCGUUAUCUCCAAAUGGGUCCAUCAAUCUCACAGGCUACUACAACGCUACCUACGGGGAAGACCCCAACAUCGUCUAUGGCUACUCUCAAUGCAUGACCGGUGCAACCGAAGAAGAUUGCCGAGCAUGCCUAAAAAAUUCGACGGUUGAGAUCAUCCAGCGCUGUCCCAACAAAAGGCAAGCCAUCAUCCGAUACUACAAUUGCAUUUUACGUUACUCAUAUCAGUCCAUCCCCUCCGAACGUGAUACUACCUUUAGGCUUUUGCUUUACCGUGUUGAGAACACAACCAAUGCAACGACUUUUAAUCAGCAAUUAGGAAGUCUGAUGAAAGAUCUGACACUCAAGGCCUCUUCAAAGCCGUCCAAAUUCGCGACUGGGUCCGUCGAUCUGACCGACUUUCAAAACUUAUAUGGUCUAGCUCAGUGUACCAGAGAUUUAUCGGAAAGCGAUUGCACCGCAUGUCUGCAAGUGAUGAUCAAUCAGAUUCCUGUCUGUUGUGGUAACAAAACAGGAGGGAAUAUCUACAGUGUGAGUUGUAACAUAAGGUAUGAUCCAUACCUUUUCUUUGAUAUUUCACCAGAGAUCUCUCCGCCACCCCUUCCAGCUUCAACGCCUCCUUCAACACCCCCUUCAGAGACAAACCGCAAAACUGAUACUCGCAAUGGAGAUGAAAAGGGUAUGUUUCUGUAGAGAAUUUUACAUAUGCAAUCACUCUUAUAUUUUUUUGUAGAGAAUUUAGAUGCGCAGUGGACUCUAGCUGCUGCAUAUGG